Molecule: messenger RNA, 1818 nt
Organism: Xenopus laevis (African clawed frog)
Lineage: Eukaryota; Metazoa; Chordata; Amphibia; Anura; Pipidae
Gene: plxdc2.S
Product: plexin domain containing 2 S homeolog
Cellular component (GO): membrane
Source: RefSeq, marked provisional
AAAACGUCACGUGUGCCUGGUGAUUAAUCGCACAGUGUGGGGGUGAUCGGGUCGCGUUGGAUGUAUCAGCAUCUCUAAAACACCUGGGAUUUGUCUGCCGUUACAUCAGUGGAAGCUGAGGGCAUGGGGGCAAGGUCGGAGUCUCUGAUCGGAGUUGUAUUACUUUUCCAGUUGUUGGCUGAUCGGUUAUGGUGUGCGGCAACAGCAUCGGACUCGCUUUACGAUGUGUCUUACUCAAUCACUGCCAUCAAGCCCAGAGUGGAUGAAAUGGUUUCGGUGGACACACACAUGUAUAGCCACAGAUGGAAGCGACAGUCAGUGGAUACAAACAGACCUAGUGUUGGACAAGACUUUCCUGACAUGUUCCUUGAAGGUACAAAUGAAAAUGGCACAGAGAUUGAGGAGGAUACUGAUCACAAGUACUACACUUCCAGAACUUAUGGACCACUGGAUUCUGCCAGUCGGGAUUUAUGGGUGAACAUUGAUCAGAUGGAAAAAGAAAAAGUGAAGAUUCAUGGAAUACUUUCAAACACACAUCGUCAAGCUGCGAGAGUGAACCUGUCCUUUGAUUUUCCAUUUUACGGCCAUUUUCUACGUGAAAUUACUGUGGCGACCGGAGGUUUUAUUUAUACAGGAGAAGUGGUCCAUCGAAUGCUGACCGCCACGCAGUAUAUUGCUCCCUUAAUGGCCAAUUUUGAUCCGAGCGUGUCCAGAAAUUCAACCGUCAGAUACUUUGAUAAUGGUACUGCGCUUGUUGUUCAAUGGGACCAUGUCCAUUUACGGGACAACUACAGCCUUGGGAGUUUCACAUUCCAGGCCACGCUAAUUAAUGAUGGGCGGAUAGUAUUUGGCUAUAAGGAUAUUCCUGUUCCAGUGAUGCAGAUAAGCUCGACCAAUCAUCCAGUCAAAGUGGGGCUGUCAGAUGCCUUUGUGGUCGUUCACAAGAUUCAGCAAAUUCCCAAUGUUCGUAGAAGGACCAUUUUCGAGUAUCACAGAGUGGAGUUGGAAAUGACCAAAAUUACAAGCUUCUCUGCUGUUGAGAUGCUGCCACUAGCAACCUGUCUCCAGUUUAACAGCUGCAGUUCUUGUGUCUCAUCCAUGAUUGGCUUCAAUUGCAGCUGGUGCAAUAUUCUCCAAAGAUGUUCCAGUGGAUUUGACCGUCACCGACAAGACUGGGUAGAAAAUGGCUGCACCGAAGAGUCCAAAGAUACAGUUUGUGACGACCUGCUUCAGACGACUGGGAUUUCUCAUCAUACAACCACAGGACUUCAUGCAACAACCUCAAUAUAUGCUUUCACUACAACCACAAGAAUGGCAUCCCAUUUUCCCAGCAACCUUCCAACCGAAGAUGACACAAAAAUAGCUCUUCAUCUCAAAGACAACGGAGCCUCUACAGAUAACAGUGCGGCCGAGAUGAAAACUGGAACCUUACACACGGGAUUAAUCAUAGGAAUACUAAUCUUGGUUCUGCUUAUAAUUACGGCCAUUCUUGUGGCAGUCUAUAUGUACCAUCAUCCAACAUCAUCGGCUAGUCUCUUUUUAAUUGAGCGCCGUCCAAGCAGGUGGCCAGCCAUGAAGUUUAGAAGAGGUUCAGGACAUCCUGCCUAUGCUGAAGUGGAGCCCAUUGGAGAAAAAGAAGGUUUUAUUGUCUCUGAGCAAUGUUAAAAUUUUUGAACAAAACACCAGUACUGGUUUUUGGUGGGACAUUGAAUUUUUUGAUAUGUUUUCCAAGGAAAGCUGUGAGCUACCGAUGCUGAAGCAGAAAAUGAUUUCUGGCAAGAGCUAAUAAAGAUGAAAGAGCUUUUUCUCUCUCAUAUU